UAAGAAGCUUAAUCUAAUGGAUAACGUCGAUUUCAACAUUGCUUAAACCCUAAUCCCUCCCUCCCACUUUCUCGUUAUAUUACAUAUACUCUAAAGAUUUACCUGGAUUUCUUACAAUUGUUACCGAGAUGCAAGUGUUAGCUUGCAAUUCUCCCCUGCAAUAUCGGCGUUUCGAAAGUCCGAGACGUUUUGGUCGAAGAGAGAUUUGCUUCGAUGGAGUUUCGUCAUUUUAUUCUCAAACAGAUGCGCAGACUGAUUCUGUCGACAAUGUCUCUUAUAAGCCUGUCCAUAUUCAGAGGCUGGAUGAAAGUCACACUAAGGAUUUCGGUGAAGUAAUAUGCAACAGCAUUCCUUUCACCACUCGGCGCAUGUUGUUUGCAAGUUCAUUUAUGUGCUUAUUUUCUCGUCCUUCAAGGUAUUUCUCAGCCCAUGCUUUAGGAGAUCCAUCUAUGACGAUUGAAGAAGUAACACCUCCCAUAUUCUCAUCUGGGAUGCUCUUUCCUUCUGAGGAAAGAAUUGUUAAACUCUUUGAGAAGAACACUUUCUCUGUUGUCAACAUUUUUGAUGUAACGUUGCGCCCUCAACUUAAUGUAACAGGCGUUGUUGAGGUUCCUGAAGGAAAUGGUUCUGGAGUAGUCUGGGACAAGCAAGGGCAUAUUGUGACAAACUAUCAUGUGGUUGGUAAUGCUCUCUCAAGGAAUCCAAAUCCUGGACAAGUUGUUGCACGGGUUAAUAUCCUUGCAUCUGAAGGGGUGCAAAAAAAUUUUGAGGGUAAGUUGAUUGGAGCAGACCGAGCUAAGGAUCUUGCUGUCUUGAAGGUAGAAGCACCUGAAGAUUUGCUAAGGCCAAUCAUUGUGGGGCAGUCAAAUUCUCUAAAAGUUGGCCAGCAGUGUUUAGCAAUUGGAAAUCCAUUUGGUUUUGACCAUACCCUUACUGUUGGAGUUAUUAGUGGAUUGAAUCGUGAUAUUUUUAGUCAAACUGGAGUAACAAUUGGUGGGGGUAUUCAGACAGAUGCAGCCAUCAAUCCAGGGAACAGUGGAGGCCCUCUACUGGACUCAAAGGGGAAUCUGAUUGGGAUUAACACUGCAAUAUUUACUCAGACAGGAACAUCUGCUGGUGUUGGUUUUGCCAUCCCAUCUUCAACAGUACUUCAGAUAAUACCUCAGUUGAUACAGUUAGGCAAAGUCAUUCGAGCUGGUUUGAAUGUUGAGGUUGCUCCAGAUCUAAUUGCAAAUCAACUGAAUGUUCGAAAUGGGGUUCUUGUUUUGCAGGUUCCUGCAAAUAGUCUUGCAGCUAAGGCUGGUCUACUUCCAACAACAAGAGGCUUUGCUGGCAAUAUAAUUAUUGGGGAUAUAAUUGUUGCAGUUAACAGCAUACCUGUUAGAAACAAAGCAGAGUUAUCCAAGGUUUUGGAUAACUACAAUGUGGGGGAUAAGGUCCUACUCAAGGUUCAGAGGGGCAGUGAGAAUUUAGAGUUGCCUAUAAUUUUAGAGGAGAAAAGUUCCUAGCAGAAGCGAAGGCUGGUUCCUCCUUCAGAAUCUGGACAGUUGAUUCCAACAGAUGGAGGGUAUUCGUUUAUCAUUAUUCUUUCGAAAUGUAUUCAAUUGAAGUUUUGAAUUAUACAGAGGAUAAACGCCGAUUAAUGGGUAAUGUAAAUUUGGAAGAUGGGCUAAUAUAGUAAUAUGAAGAAAUUGCUGUUUGUUUUUCUGUC
This is a messenger RNA of Nelumbo nucifera (sacred lotus), 1711 nucleotides long. It is a transcript of the gene DEG8, whose product is annotated as Trypsin family protein with PDZ domain-containing protein. Gene Ontology annotation, biological process: proteolysis. Gene Ontology annotation, molecular function: serine-type endopeptidase activity; protein binding. Lineage: Eukaryota; Viridiplantae; Streptophyta; Magnoliopsida; Proteales; Nelumbonaceae. The record is from RefSeq and is a predicted model, not a curated record.